AUGAUUACCUUCUCAAGCGACAGUGCAAACAUGCACAUUUUCUACCGCUUCUUCUUCCAAAAGCUCGACCCCCUCAUUAUGAUCUGGAGCGGCUACGUCAACCUCCGCAACGGGUCAUUCUCCUCCUCGCUCUUCUUCAACAGGUCGUCGACACAGUACCAAGAUGCCUUUGUCCUCGAGCAAAUGUUCGCCCUCAUGACCACAGUAGCUGUAAUGGCGGCCUUGCUGUUGCACUACACAGACGACAUCAAGGUGUGGCGCAUGAUUCAAGUGGUGCUCUUGAUUUGGAACUUUGCGUGCUUGAACGAUACGACGUUUGCAUUGCACUUGGCGGGGCCGUUUGAACGCGUUUCGAGAGGGGUUGAGUGUAUUUAUUGUGUUGAGCUGUGCACGGUUUUGAUUCUUCUUCGGCUUUGCUUUUUGAUGGGCGUUGGGAUCUGGAGGCCGCGGAUUAGAAAUGGGGUUCUAUAUCAGAGGUAG
Trichoderma virens Gv29-8 is the source of this 480-nucleotide messenger RNA. RefSeq lists its product as uncharacterized. Lineage: Eukaryota; Fungi; Ascomycota; Sordariomycetes; Hypocreales; Hypocreaceae. The record is from RefSeq and is a predicted model, not a curated record. Bases 1 to 480 code for a protein of 159 amino acids. The transcript has a single exon.